Molecule: messenger RNA, 1635 nt
Organism: Nannizzia gypsea CBS 118893
Lineage: Eukaryota; Fungi; Ascomycota; Eurotiomycetes; Onygenales; Arthrodermataceae
Product: cycloheximide resistance protein
Exons: 6
Coding region: 1-1635 (544 amino acids)
Biological process (GO): xenobiotic detoxification by transmembrane export across the plasma membrane
Molecular function (GO): fluconazole transmembrane transporter activity
Source: RefSeq, a predicted model, not a curated record
AUGGCCUCUAUCUUUCGAGAAGCCCCUGUCGGCCAGAUCUGUCGUCUUAUUCUGGGUCCGCAAGCUGCCCCUUACCCGGACGAGACCAAAGGCUUUGUGUGGCCCCAAGGCUCCGCCACGGUACUGCAGAGCCAAAGUCUUCCCAGCAAUGACAAUGACCCCGAGAAAGCUACCGCGGACGGGCUUGCAGCCUCUGGGUCUCAAUCCUCCUUAAAGUCCGACUCUGAUGCUUCGCUCGUUGAGUGGUACGGCGCCGAUGACCCUGAUAACCCGCAAAACUGGUCGACGUUGAAAAAAUCUUUCACUUUCUUCCAGAUCUGCCUUUUGACCUUCACCGUUUAUGGUGGAUCCUCGAUCAUUACUCCUGCCCAACCCACAUUCAUGGAGAUUUAUGGUGCUUCAAGCCAGGAAUCAUCAUUGGUGCUCUCAAUGUAUGUAUUGGGAUAUGGAAUUGGGCCUCUCUUCUUCAGCCCGCUAUCAGAGAUACCAAGGCUAGGCCGGAAUAUUCCCUACAUGACCUCGCUGCUGCUCUAUAUUAUCAUCACAAUUCCAGCCUCACUGGUCUCAAGCUAUCCUGCACUUGUGGUCCUGCGCUUUAUCCAGGGUCUCUUAGGAGGCCCUGUUCUCGCGACAGGCGGCGCCUCAGCUGCCGACAUCCUAGGCUUUCACAAGAUCCCAUACGGACUGACGUUCUGGACCUGUGCUGCAUAUGGAGGACCUUCGCUAGGCCCCCUGAUAUCCGCUUUCGCAGUUACCGGAAGUUCAUGGAGAUGGUCAAUGUACGAAUUGCUCAUGCUCGGAGGCUUUACAUUCUGCCUUCUCUUCUUCUGCCUCCCAGAGACCAAUCCAGAAACUAUCCUGUUACGCCGUGCAAAACGCCUUAGAAAAGUCACCAGGAACCCAAAGCUACGCUCGCAGUCAGAGAUCAAGCAAGGUGACAUGAACCUUCUUGCACUCAUGGGUCAAUACUUGACAACUCCCUUCAAAGUAACCGUCCAAGACCCAUCCGUCGCCUUCAUAAACAUAUAUACUGCACUUAUUUAUAGUAUAUACUACUCGUUCUUCGAAUCUUUCCCAAUAGUCUACAUUGGUACCUACGGAUUCUCUAUAGCCAUCAUGAGCACCGUUUUUGUGAGCUUACUCAUAGCUUGCGCUUUUGGCACCACUAUCUACCUCCUUCUUGUGUGGUUUAUCUACGAGCCUUAUACAAUGAAGAGCGGAAUCGGUGUUCCUGAGCGACGUCUACUCCCAGGAGUUUUUGCAUCCGUAUUUGCACCGUGUGGCAUCUUCAUUUUCGCCUGGACUUCGAAGGCGAGUAUCCAUUGGAUCGUACCAACGAUUGGGAUAGUCAUCUUUGCUGCUUCAAUGUUCAUUUUGGCAAAUGUUAUAUUUAUCUACCUGCCUACGAGUUAUCCUCGUUACUCGGCAAGUCUCUUUGCAGCAAAUACAUUCCUACGAAGUGCCCUUGCUUGUGCGUCAAUUCAUUUCUCCCGCCCACUAUUCGCCAACUUAGGCAUUUCAAAGGGAUGCAGUCUCCUAGCUGGCUUAACAGCCGGUUGUUUCUUCGGCGUAGUUGGACUUUGGCAUUUUGGAGCUAGGCUAAGGGCACGAAGCAAGUUUGCUGAGACAUAUUGA